This is a messenger RNA of Kazachstania africana CBS 2517, 729 nucleotides long. RefSeq lists its product as uncharacterized. The record is from RefSeq and is a predicted model, not a curated record. Lineage: Eukaryota; Fungi; Ascomycota; Saccharomycetes; Saccharomycetales; Saccharomycetaceae. The transcript has a single exon. Bases 1 to 729 code for a protein of 242 amino acids.
AUGAGUAAGGACCUGGAACUACUGGACUAUGAAGGCUAUUUUUCAGGUCACACGGAUGAUAGUGAUAUUGAUGCUAUCACAGAUAUUCAAAAUAUUUUGGAUACUGUAGAGGAAAUGAAGCUCAAGAUAAAGCUGAUGAUAAUACGCGUAGAUAACAUAAUUCUGGAUAAAUGGCAUACAUAUGAAGUGUCUAACUAUGAAUAUGACCCUACAAUAAAAGAUUUACUUAGUUUCCUAUCCCAACUUUCAAAGACAAUUGAAAAUAUCCCAUUUCAAGAAGAAGAACGCCGUUCAAAAUUGGACAAUCAUGGUGUCAUUUUGAUAAAGUGGCCAGGUUCAAUUGCACAACUGUGGGAGGAGUAUGAUAAGGUUCCAAGACAAUGGCAUUAUCGACACUUACUUAAUUUUUUGGUUGAUUUGGAAAAGUUAAUAGCAGGUGGCAGGCUAGAUUCAGGUGAUUUGAAAAUAAUUUUGAAUAGAAACGUAUCUAUAAGAGACCUCGAAGCACGAUAUGGAGCUUCAUGGAGACAGACCGAUAAGAAUUUAUCCAGACAAAUUAAUAGACGGAAAAAGGUAUGGCAGUCCAUUGAGCAAGGAUUGAGGGACGGAUUAAAAUUAGAAGAAUGUAUUGGCAUACUUGAAAAAUAUAUUGAGGAAAGUAAUCAGAGUUUAAGUAAUUUUUACAAAGGCGUCCCAUUCCGGCUAUAUGAUAGGAGGUAUAUAAUUUGA